This is a messenger RNA of Oncorhynchus keta (chum salmon), 3759 nucleotides long. RefSeq names its product ubiquinol-cytochrome-c reductase complex assembly factor 1-like. Lineage: Eukaryota; Metazoa; Chordata; Actinopteri; Salmoniformes; Salmonidae. Bases 182 to 409 code for a protein of 75 amino acids. The record is from RefSeq and is a predicted model, not a curated record. The transcript is spliced from 5 exons.
UUCCUUUAUCAUUAACUUUACUUGUGGGAGGAGUAGGGUCCGUAUCAGGGUUACAAAACGUGAAGAUUUAAUUGAAAAAACACUCUGAUUCCUGCUUCAUAGUUGGAAUACUUACAUAUUGUAACUUUUGGAGGAGUGAUGUAUCGGCGACCAUUGCAGUCCAUCGUAAGGAACAUUAUAAAUGUGUCAUCAUCAAGAGCCACCCUCGGAAAGAAUGCUCCCUCCCCGACACUCUCAACUCUUGGUUCCUGGUGGCACAGCUCCAUGUCUGCAUAAAGUACUCUGUAGCCAAGUAGUGUGGACACCAGCUUAUAUCAUCUGUGUUGGUGAACCUUUCCCGCAUCUGAACUGGCUGACACAGAGGGCACAGCAUGAUCAUAGGAUGUGUCUGGUGCGGAUGAGGCCGUGAGGGGAAGUACAUGUGCCACAUCGUCCACUCAAUGUGGGAGGAUGUGGAGCAAAGGAGCAAGACAUGGGAGUAUGUCCCUUAAACUCCCUCAUGUCUUUAGCGGUCUAAAAUCUGGUUCCGUAUCUAUCAAGCGACUAAAAGUAGCAGUGCUACUCUAGGAUCAGGGCCCCUCUGCCCAUUUAAUCUUAUUCAUUAUGACCUAAAAGGCUAAACUGAUCCUAUAAUCGGACAGCUAAUAAUGGCUCCACUUAGCCUUCUGAUUGGCAAGAUGGAGUUUCCACCAUUUUUGCUUGCUCAAUACUCAUGCAGUAAUUUCAAAUCAAGGCUACAUUACAUAUUGGAUAUCUCCAUUGAAUCAGUGUGCCGAAAAGGUACCAAUAAAAGGGACAGAGGGUUGGGCGGUAUCCAGAUUUUCAUAUCGUGUUAAUCCCGGGAUGAAAGAAGGAUGUUCUUUCAUCCCGGGAUUUACAGUAUUACCGGCUUAGUACACAUGGUGCGCCAAAAAACAAAAAGGCCAUUGGGCGUCUAUUACCAGAAUGCUAACAAAAUUAGCACAAGUAAUAGUGAAGUUCCAUGGAGACUGCUAACGAGUGCAAACGAAAAUAAACUUUUUGCAAAGACGGGCAAUACAGCUCAUAAAGUUAUACAUACACUGCAUGACCAAAAGUAUGUGGACACUUGCUCUUCGAACAUCUCAUUCCAUAAUCAAUCAAAUCAAAAUCAAUCAAUCAUAGCUGGAACUAAUGAAAACAGCCAGAGACCAUUAUUCCUUCACCUAACUUUACAGUUGGCACUGUGCAUUGGGGCAGGUAGCGUUUUCCUGGCAUCCGCCAAACCCAGAUUCGUCCGUUGGACUGCCAGAUAAGCGAGUUUUAUCACUCCAGAGAACAUGUUUCAACUGCUCCAGAUUCCUAUGGAGGCGAGCUUUACACCACUCCAGCCGACGCUUGGCAUUGCGCACGGUGAUCUUAGGCUUGUGUGCGUGUGGCUGCUCGGCCAUGGAAACCCAUUUCAUGAAGCUCCCGACAAACAGUUAUUGUGCUGACGUUGCUUCGGUGCCACGUUGGAAGUCACAAGGAAUGACUCUUUUUACGCAACACCUGUCAAUACACAGCUGGACCGCUUUCUCCCAUUGUGCUAUUUACAAACAAACGUGACUGGCUCAACUGUUCUGGGGAACUACGGUGAGCUUCAUAAUGUAAAAUAUUGUGACUAGUGAAAAGAAGAAUGCUUUAUAUCCUAACUGCAGUUGACUGCAGGUAUUUACUUAAAGAGUAGCAACAAAUAUGUUUAUUUUUUAAACUUCAAAGAAAUAGAUUUGACAGUAUUGAAAAACCAUCCCAUGGCUAUUUCCAAAAGGCGGUAAAUUAGUUAAUAGACCAAUAACAAAGUGUUCCGAACUUCUCUGCCAAUAACAGCUAGUUAGUAUUACUUAUUUUUCUCAAAAAGGUAGUGGUCAAAAUUGACACCCCUGUUUUCAAUACCUCACCUUGCGAGGAUAACGGCACUGGAACAUAAUUUUUUUGUUGUUGUUUGAUAACACAUUGGGAGGGAUCUUCGACCAUUCCUAAAUACAUAAUUCUUCCAGAUUCUUUAUAUCCUUUGUCUGGGCUUAUGGACUGCCCUCUCCCAUUGAAAACCUGUGGUUUGAAUGGGUUUCAAGUCGGCCGACUGAGAUGGUCAACGGCAUCAUGAACUUUACCCAGUACCAUGACAUUUUAGCCAAAACCCUGGUUGCCUCUACUAGGAGGCUGAAACUUUAGUAGGCUAUUAGACCCCAUCAUUAUAAAUCAGCUGGGCUUGACAAUCUGGACCCUCUAUUUCUGAAACUAUCCGCCGCCAUUGUCGCAACCCCUAUUUACCAGCCUGUUCAACCUCUCUUUCAUAUCGUCUGAGAUCCCCAAGGAUUGGAAAGCUGCCGCAGUCAUCCCACUCUUCAAAGGGGGAGACACCCUGGACCCAAACUGUUACAGACCUAUAUUCAUCCUGCCCUGCCUAUCUGUCUUUGAAAGCCAAGUCAACAAACAGGUCACUGACCAUCUCGAAUCCCACCGUACCUUCUCCGCUGUGCAAUCUGGUUUCCGAGCCGAUAAAGCUCCGCCUUAUCUCUGUUCACUGGUCACGAUGGCAACACCCAUCCGUAGCACGCGCUCCAGCAGGUGUAUCUCACUGAUCAUCCCUAAAGCCAACACCUCAUUUGGCCGCCUUUUGUUCCAGUACUCUGCUGCCUGUGACUGGAACGAAUUGCAAAAAUCGCUGAAGUUAGAGACUUUCAUCUCCCUCACCAACUUCAAACAUCAGCUAUCUGAGCAGCUAACCGACUGCUGCAGCUGUACAUAGUCUAUUGGUAAAUAGCCCACCCAUUUUCACCUACCUCAUCCACACACUGUUUUUAUUUAUUAACUCUUCUGCUCUUUUGCACACCAAUAUCUCUCUACCUGUACAUGACCAUCUGAUCAUUUAUCACUCCAGUGUUAAUCUGCAAAAUUGUAAUUAUUCGCCUACCUCCAUGGCUUUUGCACACAUUGUAUAUAGACUCCCCUUUUUUUCUACUGUGUUAUUGACUUGUUAAUUGUUUACUCCAUGUGUAACUCUGUUGUCUGUUCACACUGCUAUGCUUUAUCUUGGCCAGGUCGCAGUUGCAAAUGAGAACUUGUUCUCAACUAGCCUACCUGGUUAAAUAAAGGUGAAAUAAAAAAUAAAUAAAAUAAAAUCAAAGCGCUGAGACUGCAUUUGUGAAGGUGGUAAAUUACCUUUUAAUGGCGUCAGACCAAGGCUCUGCAUCUGUCCUCGUGCUCCUAGACCUUAGUUCUGCUUUUGACACUAUCAAUCACUGCAUUCUUUUGAAGAGAUUAGAAACUCUAAUUGGUCUACAUGGACAGGUUCUUGCUUGGUUUAUAUCUUCUCUGUCGGAAAUAUGUCAGUUCGUCUCUGUAUGGUUUGUCCUCUGACAAAUCAAUUGUAUUUUUCAGCAUUCCUCAAGGUUCCAUUUUAGCACCACUAUUGUUUUCACUAUAUAUUCUACCUCUUGGGGAUGUCAUUCGGAAACACAAUGUCAACUUUCAUUGCUAUGCGGACAACACACAGCUGUACAUUUUGAUGAAACAUGGUGAAUCCCCAAAAUUGCCUACCCUGGAAGCAUAGCAUGCAUAUCAUCACAUUUGCAUAGAGCAGAAUAGUAGGCAUUUACAGAAGUUACACACAUGGGGAUAUUUUUUUGUAGCUUAAGGUUCAGGUUUUUUUGUGGCUUUUUAUAAAUUCUAUAUACACAUGACUGGAGACUUUGGCAGAAUCGUUUUUAUUACUGCACAAAUGAUCGAAAUGACAGGCUACUUUGACACUGACAAACU